CUGUAUUUGUUGGCCAGGUUGCUCUCUUUGGGCAGCCAAAGGGCUGACCUGCAGGGUUCCUUACCUCUACAAGAAUUAUAAGAAGUGACAAACAGGAACUCUGAGGUUACCAGGCUCCCACAGGCUGUAUGAUGGGUCAUCUUUUUGGAUUGGGGUGGAUUUUUCUCUUGAUAGCAGCUGCAAACAUAGAGGCUCAAAAGAAGUCUUCUAGAAAUGUCAGCACAAAAUGCUUGGGGAAUAUCAUGCGUGUGGAUGUUGGCCCACUAGGAGGAAGUCUUCUAGAUGUUGCUGUUAUCAUAAAUAACACAGCCACCGUUCUUACACAAAGUAUUGCAACCCAGUGCGGCUUCAGCAUGAAGAGUGACUCAUUUGGGAAUGCCCUAAUUUAUGUCUCCCUCCAAAACUGUUUUGCUCAAAAUGUGGAAGAUCGAAUGUUCACGACAGCUUUACAACUUCGGCUGCAUGGGAACCAGUUUGCUGAAGACGAGCUGUACCAGGUGGCUGAAACUUGCCGGUAUGACAUUUGGGCCUCCAGAGAAGUAAUCUGUGACUACAACUACAUUGAAGUGUCUGUACAUCGUGCUGCUCCAAAUGAAUUUCCUCUGCAUGGACACCCCUUCUCCAGCUCAAAUUCUCGACGAGCUGCAGAGAAAAUGCCUAUGGAUGCAGGAUUCAGAGCCACAACAGUUGUCUUUUUUGCACGAGAGGGAGAGAAGCCUAUGAGUUUAGCUGAUGCACAGAAACGUGGAUAUGGCAUUGGAAAUACUCCUACAAGGCUGGUUUUGAGAAGUCCUGUGAUGGCACCGGAAACUUUCUUGCAGAUUGUUGCAGGGGUUCCCAUGAGGGUCCUCAAAACUUCAACAAUCUUUGAAAAGAAGUGGUUGGCAACUCAAGUUGAUGCAGCAGCUGCUUGUCCAGUCCAGGAGGGUAGUGUCUUCUUCACACAAAACACAAUCACCUGGUACCUGCCCAGGCAAAUAGACCCAAUGAUCUCUUCUGGCCAGUUUAAUCUGUUGGAGGUGCACUUUGGCAUAAACGGCCAACGGCUGGGUGCUGUGGAGAUGCAGGCCCGAGAAUACUCUGUGGCUCUCAAUGAUUUCUACAUUGUCACUGAACUUCCCAUCGGGGGUGUUGGUGGCUACUACAAGAGUCACAUUCAAGAUGACCUUUACUACGUCUCAUACAUGAUUGAGCCAAUGCUUGAGCUGCUCUGGACAGAAGAUGCCACUUAUGAACAAACAAGAUACAAAGUCUUUUUUCACAUCGCAACACAUCUGCUGCCCCAACCCCUAGAACUUAUCGACAAUACAGUUCCAGAGGACAAGAUGUUUAAGAUGACGCUUGGACAUUUUGCUGUUGAUGUGGUUCUAAUAAACAUAACCUUCCCUGCGGAGGUUCUAUCAACAUCAGACUGCAGUGUUCGAGGCUUUAACAUCUUGGAGCAUAUGUCUCCUAACAGCAGCAUGAAGUUCUUCACCCUCCAAGUGCCCUUCACAGACACUGCAGUUCUCCAGCAGACCAGAGAAGGAGUUACAGUCUACUCCCUUCAUCUGACCUUUGGUCUGAUGCUGCUGGAUGACCAUGUAACAUUCUCUCACAAAGCUUAUUUGGAGGCUGCUGUCAAGGAUAUUGUCCCGCCCUCAGUCUCUGGUGGCUGUGAUAACAACAACUUCUAUAUCCUUGUAAAAUAUGGGACCCAAGUCUACAACUUUCAGACCAUGGUGGGGAAGCGACUCAUGACCCCCAGUUUGGCCCAGCAUUAUGAGUACAUGGAGAAUGGGACACACUUCAGUUUUGUUGUGCCAUUUUCAGCCCCUGAUGUUGCAAUAGAGGCCAUUGAAUCCUCAUCCAUUAGGGGCAGACUUGAUGUGGUUUUGAGUAAUGCAGAGAUGAAUUCCCAGAUUCAAGAAUUUUCUGUAGCUUGCCAUUUUCCCUCAACACUAACUGAAUGCUUUCCAAAUGGCACAAUGACUGUUUUGGCUUUAAAAAUGGAGUCGGUCCCCUCUCUGAACCCUAGAAAGCUCACCCUUGAAGACUCAUCCUGUGGCCCUGUUCACAGCGAUGACCGCUAUGCUUUCUUUGUCUUCACAGUGAAUUCUUGCGGCACCACAAGAAAGUUCAUGUCCAAUGCCAUGCUGUAUGAAAACAAGAUCUCCCUACCAGAUGUGCUUCUAAUGGAAAAGGGCCUAAAAUCAGAAGAACCAGAGUAUCGUUUAAAGGUUUCCUGUGUCUAUGACAUCAACACAAGCCAUGCUGUGGCCUUUAACACAAGACCUCGCAGGAGUGAGCCUUAUGCUGAGAACUCAAAAGGCCAGCUGCAAGUUGUAAUGAGGCUUGCUUUGGACGACUCCUACAGUGAGUUUCAGAACUUUGAGGACUAUCCCAUAGCAAAAUAUCUACAACAGCCCCUGUAUUUUGAGGUGGAGCUGCUCAAAUCUACAAACCCUCUGGUGUCGCUGGAGCUGGAAAACUGCUGGGCAACACGGGAGGAGGAUAGGACAUCCCAGCCCAGAUGGAAUCUGAUCAUUAAUGGCUGUCCAAACCCAGUCGACCCGUACCAGGUUGUCUACCAUCCUGUUUGGCCUGAUGUCAGGGUUGGGUAUCCCUCCCACUUCAAACGGUUUGAGGUCCAGAUGUUUGCCUUUGCUGAAGACAAAGAGAACCUGAGUACCAAGCUCUUUGUGCAUUGUGAUGUUGUGAUCUGCAACACCAAAAAUCCCCUUGGUGGAGUCUGUGGUGGGCAAUGUUCAAACCCAAAGAACAGAAUAAAAGGGCGAAAACGUGAUGCUUUACAGGCUGGUGGCCUUAAAUAUGUGUCUGUCGGACCACUAAGUUUGAGUCUUUAAAGAGAAAUAAACACUUUUAAAAUUCAAA
This is a messenger RNA of Girardinichthys multiradiatus, 2874 nucleotides long. RefSeq lists its product as uncharacterized. NCBI's taxonomy places the organism in Eukaryota, Metazoa, Chordata, Actinopteri, Cyprinodontiformes, Goodeidae. The coding region runs from base 129 to 2846 and encodes 905 amino acids. The transcript has 21 exons. The record is from RefSeq and is a predicted model, not a curated record.